CUUGGUGGACUCUGUUUCCCAGAAGUCUACGCGAGACUCCCCUUUAGGGCCUCAGUUUCUAAGGCUGUAGUCCUCGCUAGCUGAAACUGAAGGGGGAUGCGCGUGGCCUGUUGCUAAGCCAGUGGAACUUGAGUCAACCGCUAAGGUCCCUGUGUACACCCACGACCCCACCAUGCCUCACAUAGACAAUGACGUGAAGCUCGACUUCAAGGAUGUCCUGCUGAGGCCCAAGCGAAGCACCCUUAAGUCCCGCAGUGAGGUGGAUCUCACACGAUCCUUUGAAUUCCGGAAUUCAAAGCAGAUGUACACAGGGAUCCCCAUCAUUGCUGCUAACAUGGAUACUGUUGGCACCUUUGAAAUGGCCAAGGUGCUUUGUAAGUUCUCUCUGUUCACGGCCAUCCACAAACACUACAGCCUUGAGCAGUGGAAGGAAUUUGCUAGCCAAAAUCCUGACUGUCUAGAGCAUCUGGCUGCCAGCUCAGGAACGGGCCCUUCGGACUUUGAGCAACUAGAACAAAUCCUUGAAGCAAUUCCCCAGGUGAAAUACAUCUGCUUGGAUGUGGCCAAUGGCUACUCAGAACAUUUUGUUCAAUUCCUGAAGGAUGUUAGAAAACGCUUCCCCCAGCACACUAUCAUGGCUGGGAAUGUGGUGACAGGGGAGAUGGUGGAGGAGCUGAUCCUGUCUGGGGCUGACAUUAUCAAAGUAGGAAUUGGACCAGGUUCUGUGUGCACCACACGAAAGAAGACAGGGGUGGGCUACCCACAGCUUAGUGCUGUGAUGGAGUGUGCUGAUGCUGCCCAUGGCCUCAAAGGCCACAUCAUUUCUGAUGGAGGCUGCAGUUGUCCUGGAGAUGUGGCUAAGGCUUUUGGAGCAGGUGCUGACUUUGUGAUGCUGGGUGGCAUGCUAGCUGGUCACACUGAGUCAGGUGGUGAACUAAUUGAGAGGAAUGGCAAGAAAUACAAGCUCUUCUAUGGCAUGAGCUCUGAGGUAGCCAUGAAGAAGUAUGCUGGAGGUGUUGCUGAGUACAGAGCCUCAGAAGGAAAAACAGUAGAGGUGCCCUUCAAAGGUGAGGUAGAACAUACCAUCCGGGACAUCCUGGGAGGGAUCCGUUCCACAUGCACUUACGUUGGGGCAGCCAAGCUAAAGGAGCUCAGCCGACGUACUACUUUCAUCCGGGUCACCCAGCAGGUGAACCCCAUCUUCAGCGAUGACAGCUAGGAGCCUGAGCAACACUGCUUGGCACUGGCACCCGCAUCCAAAGCAAGGGUGGCAUGGAGAACCCUAGUGCAUUCCAACCACCAUGGAUUAUCUCAAUCAGUGAUUUUGUUGUUGCUGUUGUUUUUUGCUCCCCUGAAGGCCCUAUAAGGCCUUCGUGUGUCACUGUUCACACAAAAAAGCUUAGGCCAGUGGGCCUGACACUUACUGGGGAGGAGGCAGGGAGGGAGAAGAGGGUUAUCAAAUAAACAUCGAGCCUGGAGUUAGGUUAUAAACACCC
Dromiciops gliroides (monito del monte) is the source of this 1496-nucleotide messenger RNA. RefSeq names its product guanosine monophosphate reductase 2 (gene GMPR2). Gene Ontology annotation, molecular function: GMP reductase activity. The record is from RefSeq and is a predicted model, not a curated record. Gene Ontology annotation, biological process: nucleotide metabolic process. Gene Ontology annotation, cellular component: GMP reductase complex. NCBI's taxonomy places the organism in Eukaryota, Metazoa, Chordata, Mammalia, Microbiotheria, Microbiotheriidae.